Molecule: messenger RNA, 1374 nt
Organism: Diabrotica balteata
Lineage: Eukaryota; Metazoa; Arthropoda; Insecta; Coleoptera; Chrysomelidae
Source: the annotation of a GenBank genome assembly
AUGAACGGUUCGUUUUCAGAAGAUAGUUUAAACACAACAAAUGUAGCGUUAGAACAGUGCAAAGCGCAAUAUGCUAAUGACACUCUUUUGUUGUCGGAGGUGUAUCCCGAGGGAUUCUGUAAAGUCACUUUUGAUGGCGUUGUGUGUUGGCCGCCAACACCCAACAAUCACACCGCUACCAUCAAAUGCUUCUCCGAAUUGUUCACAAUCAAAUAUGAUGACACACAAAAUGCAACAAGGGUUUGUCUCUCGAACGGCACGUGGUCGAAGUCCGACUACACUGGAUGCAAAGAAAUUAUUACACUACCUACCGACGUUGAAACACAAACAACAAUUUACUUCUUUGGAUAUACGCUGAGUUUGGUCACACUAGCCAUAGCUGUAACGAUUUUCCGAUAUUUCAAAGAACUUCGUUGUUUGAGGAACACCAUACACAUGAACCUGAUGUUUUCGUAUAUGCUCACAUAUUGUAUGUGGAUUGUUACGCUUAUUUCGUUAAAUUUUGAAGGAAGCAUCUUGUGCAUCAUAAUUGUUACAUUACUUCAUUACUUCCAUAUAACUACAUUUUUCUGGAUGUUUGUUGAAGGGCUCUACCUUUAUAUUCUCGUCGUGGAGACGCUCACCAGAGAGAAUUUUAAAUUAAGGGUGUACGUUUUCAUCGGAUGGGGACUUCCAAUGGUGUUUGUGCUGGUUUGGGCUGCUGUCAAAUCUUUUGUACCUUUUGAUCCAGACAACACAAAUAACUGUCGUUGGUUUGAAAGUAACACAAUCGACUGGAUAUACCAAACCCCCACGGUCAUAGUGCUGCUCCUGAAUCUGGGUUUCCUGUUGUGCAUCAUGUGGGUACUUAUCACCAAACUGCGUUCGGCCAAUACCGUGGAAACGCAGCAGUAUCAUAAAGCAGCCAAGGCUCUACUAGUACUUAUGCCCUUACUGGGUAUAACCUACGUCAUCACUAUCUAUGCUCCAACACCUGACAGAAGUUCGAUAAACGUGUUUGAGUGUACAAGGGCUGUGUUGCUGUCAACGCAGGGAUUCACCGUUGCACUCUUCUACUGUUUUCUCAACACAGAAGUUCAAAACACUCUCCGGCAUCAUUUCGAGAAUUGGAAAACAAGGAGAUCGUUGGGACCGAGGAGUCUUCGAUCUGGAAGUAGAAGCAAAGACUGGUCUCCGAGAUCUAGAACUGAAAGUAUUAGGUUAUAUAGUCAACCAACCAACAUCUAUCACAAAAGGGAAUCGUGUGCUUCGGAAAUUACCACCACCACCAUUGUCACCGUAAAUGGGGGAGGCACUAGACCCACCAACGGCACCCCCAAAGCUCGAAGUCCCUUUCUAUACCCGCCGAGACCUAGCUACGGGGGAAGCGUGUGA